GUCUGACCACUUCCGCCCUGUUCAUUCAAGUGCGCAUGAUUCUCUGAGCAGCUGUGUUUGUCAGAAGUCAGUAUGAACCAGGAGAAAUUGGCUAAACUUCAAGCCCAGGUCCGGAUAGGGGGCAAGGGAACAGCACGCAGAAAGAAGAAGGUGGUGCACAGAACGGCAACAGCUGAUGACAAGAAACUUCAAAGUUCGUUAAAGAAGCUUGCAGUCAAUAACAUAGCUGGCAUUGAAGAGGUGAAUAUGAUUAAAGAUGAUGGCACAGUCAUUCACUUCAAUAACCCCAAAGUGCAGGCGUCUCUGUCUGCCAAUACGUUCGCCAUCACAGGCCACGCAGAGACCAAACAGCUUACGGAAAUGCUCCCGGGAAUCCUCAGUCAGCUCGGCGCUGACAGUCUCACAAGUCUGCGCAAACUCGCCGAGCAGUUUCCCAGACAGGUUCUGGACAACAAAGCUCCAAAAGUAGAAGAUAUCGAUGAAGAAGAUGAUGAUGUCCCAGAUCUUGUAGAGAACUUCGACGAGGCAUCAAAGAACGAGGCAAACUGAGCAUUGGACCUUCAGUAACUGCUGUUCAGAACAAAGUCUCCUGCAGUAUUUUUAAAUUAGAGUGACAGACAUAUCAUUUCAACACCAUUCAGUGAAACCAGAGACUUUUAUAUCAUAAAUUGGCUGUCCCAGAUCCAUUCCUGACCUUUCUCCUGCAUUUAUACAGAAAGACGGACGGUUAAUUGAAUGCUUAAUGGUUCUAAAUCUUAUCAUGUUGCUAGUUGAAAUGCUAGUUUUGACGGCGAUGGCUAUAAAAAUGAGUCUUAAUGAUUUUUUUCUGUUAAUUAAAUAAAAAUAAAGCUCAUAAAACGUUUCUAUAUGGUGCUUUGCUUUUCCUCAAGAUGCUUGAAAAGAUUUGUCAUGGGGUCUGUAGUAUCAUUAGGCAUGUUAUUAUUAUUAUUAUUAUUGCAAGAGUAAAAUGUGUUGUCCCUUUGAAAUGUUUAAAAUGCUAGCUAGGUUACACCAAAACACUAUUGCUAGUUCUUUUGGCCAAAAUUGUUGUACAGUUGAUUAAUAAUAUCCUAUGUAUUUUAAAUUUGAUCAUUUUUGUUUUUACUUUUGCAGUAUAACAGCCACCUAGAAACUGUUUAUGUUAAAAA
Sinocyclocheilus grahami is the source of this 1148-nucleotide messenger RNA. Its product is annotated as transcription factor BTF3 homolog 4-like. Lineage: Eukaryota; Metazoa; Chordata; Actinopteri; Cypriniformes; Cyprinidae. Bases 73 to 549 code for a protein of 158 amino acids. The transcript has 6 exons. The record is from RefSeq and is a predicted model, not a curated record.